AGCUGUCAUCAUGGGGCGUUUGACAGCGUUGGGUGUAAUAGCUUUACUGUCAACGGCUUCGGGAGCACCGCAGUACCCAUGUCCAUCUGACUCAUCGGCCUGUCCACCCCCCGACUGUAACCAAUGUCAACCCCCUCCAUCCAACUGCGCCACCCCUGACCCGUGUACACCGCAACUGAAACCGUACCCCGUGGAUCCUUGCGCUCCACCAAUAACACAAUGCGGUGACGGAGUUAUCAAGGCAGCAGUACCACAAAGCGACAUAGGUGACCGCCUGCGCUGCCUCGGCUUCCAGUCAUUUCCCGUGAAGGGUGGCACCUUCUUCGUGAAAUCGAACCCUGACGUCAUCAUCCAACCGCCACCGGUCCUCGUCAAACUACCCCCGCCACCCGCAAUAACCCCACAAGCCUUGACAGUGCAGCCACCACCUUUACCACCGAUACAGCCACCUACAAUUUGUGUACGACCACCUUGCCCUCCCCCGGUUCAACCUCCCAACAUCUUGGUCCGUCCACCUCGGCCACCACCGGUUCAACCACCACCGAUCGUUGUGAGGCCACCACUGCCAAGUCCCAUACAGCCACAGCCUGUUAUGGUACGACCACCUUCUCCUCCACCCUACCAACCACCUCCAAUUUGUGUCCGUCCACCUUGCCCACCUAAUCUCCAACCACCAACCCUUUGCUUCAGUACUGCAAUACUGAAUGGAAAUGGAAAUUAAAACCCAUAUCAAAAUAUAUAUAUAUAGAUAUAUAUCAAUGUUUAAAAAUGUACAUAGAAACGGUAAAGCAGUGAAGAAAAAAAAA
Hyposmocoma kahamanoa is the source of this 806-nucleotide messenger RNA. RefSeq names its product proline-rich extensin-like protein EPR1. Bases 11 to 721 code for a protein of 236 amino acids. NCBI's taxonomy places the organism in Eukaryota, Metazoa, Arthropoda, Insecta, Lepidoptera, Cosmopterigidae. The transcript has 3 exons. The record is from RefSeq and is a predicted model, not a curated record.